This is a messenger RNA of Coccidioides posadasii C735 delta SOWgp, 1164 nucleotides long. RefSeq lists its product as uncharacterized. The record is from RefSeq and is a predicted model, not a curated record. Gene Ontology annotation, biological process: protein phosphorylation; positive regulation of Ras protein signal transduction. Lineage: Eukaryota; Fungi; Ascomycota; Eurotiomycetes; Onygenales; Onygenaceae. Gene Ontology annotation, molecular function: protein serine/threonine kinase activity.
AUGCCUCUCCAGUUCACCGCAGCCCCCUCCUCCCGCAUCAGAAAGCCCCCGUCCCGCUCCCGAUCCACCGCGUCCUCCCCCUUCGCCCGUCUCCGCCGCGCCAAGCCGAAUCGUCGCCUGCAGCGGGACAGCGAGAAGGAGGAUGAAAGGGAGGAUCAGGAUGGCAGCGGCACUGCCUAUUCGCCCGAUCGGCUACCGGACUUGGGCCCCUCCAACCACCUCGCCGAGACCUCUCUCGUCACCACCGUCGUCCAGGCCAUCCAGCAUGUCCAGAACACCAUCUUCACCGACAUGCCCGCCUCGCGCCCCGGCAUGAACAGCACCCGCAUCGCCCACGUCUUGAACUUCCGCCGAUCCUUGCCGCCAGUCGUCUCCGUCGCCCACGUCCAUGUCCUGCUCCACCCUCCCACCGCCGUCGAGAGGGAGAUCGCCCACCUCGUCCACACCGCGCGUCUGCGCCGCCUCUUCAUCCCCGGCCGUGGCACCGCCCUGGCCGGCCUGGGCGACUGCCUGGUGCUCGUCGAGGACUGGGAGUUCCUCGUCCGCUCCAGCCCCUCCCUCGACGACUCGCUCAAGGAUAAGUUCAUACAGCUCCUCCGCUCAAACGCACAAACCUCCGCCGUCUCCGCCGCCCACUUCACCCCAGACGAAACCUCCGCCCUGGUCAGGGCCGGCUUUCUCGUCUCCCCGUCCUCCCUCGCCAAGGUCACUUCGUCCUCGAUCAACCCCGCUGUGGCCCUCGCGUCCCCCACGGACGAUGCAGCUGUCCAGCUGGCUCCGCAGGCCGACAACCAGUCGUCGUGGAGCAGUCGCUCCUUUCGCGACUCAACGAUGGUCCUGUCCCUGCCCAACCUUGGCCCUUACCUGCGCCUCGUCAGCGCGGCACGCUCCCAGAUGCUCUCCUUACUCGAGAAGUCCAAGUACAAAGAGGCGCCGCUGUCCCUCCUCAGGGAUCGCUGGGACGGUGCCGUCGAGUCCCAGGCCCAAUUCGCCGUCGCGAAGCGUGCCAGAGGAGAGUCAAGCGGCGUCCUGCCGGGGCGCACGAAGAAGUGGAAAGAGCUCUACGGCAUGAAUUUUAGAUGGGCCCUGGAGGAAGCCAUUGGCGCUGGCUUGAUCGAGAUAUUCGAUACCGGCUGCGUUGGACCUGGUGUUCGACGGCUGUAG